This is a messenger RNA of Hypoxylon fragiforme, 2365 nucleotides long. RefSeq lists its product as uncharacterized. The transcript has a single exon. Lineage: Eukaryota; Fungi; Ascomycota; Sordariomycetes; Xylariales; Hypoxylaceae. The record is from RefSeq and is a predicted model, not a curated record. Bases 161 to 1984 code for a protein of 607 amino acids.
CCGCGAUUAACGCUGGAGACCGAGUAAGUAUCAAGUAACCUAGUAACCUCUCGCCAGGACGGUGGCACAUACUAAUACAACACCUUCACAGAGUGUCGCAGUGCGUUACCGACAUCAUACUCUUGGUCUCGAAGUCACGCCCGAGACGACUGCAGAUGACAUGAUAUUCCAAACCUCGGAGAAGAUGGGUUCUAACGAUAUCGACCCGUCAACUUAUGUAGUUGUAGAGACGUACGGUGUAUUGGGACUCGAGCGUCGUCUACGACGUUAUGAGCAUAUCCGAGAUGUCAUGAAUUCUUGGGAUCGGGAUACUCAAAACCAACUAACAGUUACGGUGCUCGGUUCCGAGCAAGAGAAUUUGGAACUCGAUCUCGAUUUCGUUUUGGAUCAGAAUGAGCCACCUCAAGGUUUCCAAUUGUACAUGUACCACUCGAAUCGCUCCGGGAAAUGGAAUAAGAGGUGGAUCACACUUCUUGCCAACGGACAGAUCCUAUGUGCGAAAAAGCCAAACGCCGGUUCGGCGGAAAAGGACACUGUAAGUCUUUGUCGCUUGUCUGACUACGACAUCUAUGCACCCACAGAGUCGCAGAUGCGAAGGCAUAUCAAGCCCCCCAAACGAUACUGCUUCGCGGUCAAGAGUCAACAGAAGACCACGGUUUUCAUGAAUACCGAGAAUUAUGUCCAGUAUUUCUGUACGGAAGAUCCGAAAGUCAUGGCCCAGUUUCGAGAAAAGGUUCAGGGUUGGCGCAGUCGGUACUUGGCAGAUCAUCGACCGAAGCCCACGAAGAUGCCGCGAAAUAUCUCGAUUCGAAAGACGGAUGAGAAGCCGCCCCAAAUCUCGCUACCUAACAUCACACCCUCGCCAAAGAAGUCGGUAAACGUCGCUUCGAUGAACGGCCAUCGUCUUCGAAUAUCGGUCGAUGAGACGCCAUAUGCGAUCGGGCAAUUCGAGCCGCUCCUCGAUAUGAAGCGUUUCGACAAACGGCUAUCUCAGUUUGGGCAAGAUUUCUUACCACCGGUGCCAGACGUGUCAACUAUGCCGAAGAAAAUUCCGGCACAGCAUCUCAAUUCUGGGGGCAAAGCUGAAGGUGAGGGUAAGAGUGAUCGAAAGUUGAUUGACAGCAUCAAGUCUGUGACCAAUGACGGCUUUACCGGCGGUGGUCUUCUCGGCGAGGGGUAUGAAGGACGCAGGCACACUCAGGCCGAAGUAGAAAGACCAGAUCGCGGACGGCAAAGAUCUAGAGAUGAUGGAUUUACCAGCGGACCUUCUCUCCUAAACAGUAAGAAUGAGCCGAAAACGCCAACCCAUGAUCCCAACUCUCCUUCCUGGUUCCCGUCGGCUCUGGAGCACUCUGCCAGGAAACGUAGUAUUAGUUCUACCGCCCGGCCGAGCACAUCAGCAGGUGUAAUGCAUUCUCACAACUCAUCAUCUCGACCUCCACCGCCACCUAUAAACAGCAAACAUCUAACCAUGGGCCAUGAGCAUCCACAUCCGCUAAACUCGCAACCGAUAGGCAUGUCACACUCGAACCGGCGCGAUCGACCGAAGCCUUUAGUCAAUCUAGAGUCCUCAUUCCAAGAAGCGCCACAAUGGGCAAAGAAAAAGACAGGCCACGGAGUCAAAGCCCCCGAAGGCACUACGCAUCUAAUUGAUCUAAUCACGAUCCCGGAUUCCAUCCAAGCUAAUGAGGUCGAAAUCCCACCGCGCAGCGCCCUACGCCGUCCUCCGAACACAGCGCCGCUGCCAAGUCUUUCCCGGACACGGAGUAAGACACAAGGUGCGCCACCUCCUAGAACGUCGGAUGACGUAGGUGUUCCGCCCGUUCCCUCGUUGCCUCCCUUUCCCGCAUCACCUCUACGGUCGCACCCACCAAUGCGAAUUAGAGACAAGGAGCGGGAAAGAGAACGGGGCAGAGCAAAAGAUCGCGAAUACAGUGCCUACAGCUCGGUGCCAGGCAGGACAGGAACGUUGAAGGUGGUGUAAUAUUUCAUAUUAUUACAUGAUCUAAUUACUAAUUCUGUGCGGAUUAUCGCCUAUUUUCUUUGUAUUGGAGUCGGGUGGAGAAUCUAUCAUUUUGGUUUCCACUGACCAACUUCUCAUCAUUUCAUUGGUAAAGCGGCGGAGUUUAGGGGCCGGGGUGCAUUAUCUAUCAGAGAGAGAGUGAAAGAGCGAGCGAAGGAACUCUCAAUGGGAUAUGUGUUUUGCAUAUUGGAGCGGGACGGGUGGGAUGGGGUCUACGAUGGGAUAUGGAGAUGUUUGCAUAGCAGCGUUUGCAUGGUGAUAUUAAAUAAGGGGGGGCGGACGAUGCCUUUGCCUAUCUACUAACUACUAACUACUAACUUUUAACUACUAUUACUGUUACUA